Molecule: messenger RNA, 2115 nt
Organism: Amoebophrya sp. A25
Lineage: Eukaryota; Dinophyceae; Syndiniales; Amoebophryaceae
Source: the annotation of a GenBank genome assembly
AUGCUUAAGGUCGAACCUUUGGCCUCGCAUCCCGCUUUCUCUUCGAACAAGACAGGAGCUAGUGGAAAGGACAAAUCCAGCAACGCUGAGCGUUUGUUCGCCUUUCUGCGUAUCACGGACAUCAACGUGCAUAAGGACCAAGAAAAAAACACGAGGCAUGGAGGGAACUCACUAGCUGGUCUCUUCGUGAUCGGAAGUAAGCUGGGCCAUUCAUGUGCAGCAAAUUGUUAUGAUUUCGUCUACAUUUUCAGUCUAUACUUAGUAUCAAAAUUUUUUCUUGUCCUCGCGCCUCUAAUGCCUCACCUGGACCUUCACGCCUCAGCGCCGUUUACGAUAUGUCGCUGUUCGACCUAUUCUUAAAGGUGAGAUGCUAACUUUCUCCUACUUCGGGGAUGGCCUCAAUGUUUGUGGUGGAACGAUGGAGCGUCGCCUAGAACUGCGAAAACUUCAAUUCCUUUGUGCGUGUUUUAGAUGCAUGCAAGGUUUGGACUUCUCUCGUGGCGUGAAGUGCUCGAAGUGUGGCAGUGAGCGUGCGUUUCUGGUAAGUCGGAGGAAAAAGCCAUUGUCAAAAGAAGACUUGGCCAAAUGCGGUAAACGGAAUGAUGAGAGAGAUGAUGAGGCACAAUUCCCAUUCUUGGAAGCGCAGAUGGACGAUGUGCCUGGUACUUCGCACUACAGUUUUAUCUCCCUUUUUCUGAAAAUUUGAUUGCUUUCCAUUAUACAUAGAUUCAUUUUUGGACCCUACACAGGUAGUACAGGUGAGACUUUCCAGAGGAGCAUCUUACAACUUAGACUUACGAGAAAGACUUCCACCGCGUCUGUUACUGUUUUCAGAAGUCCACUUCCAACAACAACAACAACAACAACUUUUGCCACCAGAUCUCGCAGACACGGACUUUUAUUGUGGCAUGAAGUUUGGACCAGACACAGUGACAAAAAAGUCCGCCUCUUCCGCAACAGAAACCACGAGCGAAGGAGUCUCAGACUCAGUCGUCGAUGUCUACUUUUGCACGUCCUGUGGGUACAAAGAGCAACAAUUGACACAAGAACUGAAGAAAAAAGAAGACUUUCUGAUAAAGUCAGUUCCUAGCUUGCUAGAUCACAAUUCGCCGAAAGGAACAUUGCCGGAAAUAGUAGAAGAACUGGAACGAAAGGAGGCGUAUUUGGGAGAAUUGGAUUAUGGUGAUCUUCAUUGCUUUUCUUGACAGAUUCAACUAGUUGUUUUAGCCUCGAAUCCUGCUUGUGUAAGUAUGAUUUUAGCCUCGAAUCCUUGUGUAUGAUCUUAAACCGUGUCGUGCCUAAGUACUCCCGUGGGCAACUACCCUACAACUACAGCAUCAUCCUCUAACUCCCGCAGUCCUUCGGCCGUUUCCAUUACGCUUGGGCUCUCGGCUGUUUCGCGUGGCUCCAAAGCGUCCUAGCUUUGGUGAUGCGAGUAAAUCGCGUAGAUUUGGACAUCGCAUUAGUAGUCAGCAGAUGCGUCGCUCUAGAGGAGGUGUCUCGCGUUUGCUUCCGUGACUGUUGGGUGCAGCGACUGAGAUUACUGGGUCUAGUAGCGCACGUGCAGAAAACACUGAAGCUUUUUCCAGCACAGCACGGUGGAGGCUCGUCUUCAUCUUCGUCAGGUGUUCAGCAAUUGAGCCCUCUGCCGAACCUGAACCCUCUAGGCUGCAAAGAAGGCGCAAACGUGGUAAAACGGCUGCUGCGACAUGCAGAUAAGUUUGAGCAUUUGAACAUUUUCCAGUACGACGUAGAGGAAGACGAUAGAAUGGCGCAAGGACCGUUGCAGAGAAUAUCCUAUUCGAAACCGGCAAUUGAGAGUAUAUCAAGUGAACUGCUGGAAGGAGAUUGGCGGCCAGUGGUUUUGGCUGGAGCUUGAUGUGCUUUUGGUUGGAGUUUGAUUUUAUUCGAUUGUGGGAAUCAAUUCAUCUGACGUCGUGUAGAUGUGUUUCAUGUUGAUGGAGAUGAUGUCGCUGCUGAAGUAGUGAUUUCUUUAGUUUCGUCUCGCGCGACACCAAGAUGAAGUAGCUGUAGAAGAAUUUUUGAUACGCAACGCCGCUCAAAAAUCGUAGCCGUGUGUUGUACUUGUAGAGUUGUAGACUGCUCACUUUCGGG